Molecule: messenger RNA, 3285 nt
Organism: Zychaea mexicana
Lineage: Eukaryota; Fungi; Mucoromycota; Mucoromycetes; Mucorales; Lichtheimiaceae
Product: FACT complex subunit-domain-containing protein
Exons: 14
Coding region: 94-3165 (1023 amino acids)
Biological process (GO): positive regulation of transcription elongation by RNA polymerase II; transcription elongation by RNA polymerase II
Cellular component (GO): FACT complex
Molecular function (GO): nucleosome binding
Source: RefSeq, a predicted model, not a curated record
UGCCGUUCCAACGCGUCGGGUGGUCUAGCGCCAACUUUCUAUUUUUCGUGUUCUGCGGAUUUUCACCUUUUGCUUUUGAACACACACGCAGCAAUGUCUUUUUCUGAAGCAGAUGCUAAGCGUUUCUUUCGAAGGGCAAGAUUCCUCUUUACGCAGUGGAAGAGUCCAUCGAACGCUAAUCUUUUUCAUGACGUGGACGCUAUUUUGCUGUUAAUCGGUGAAGACGAUUACGAAAAUCCCUAUCGCAAAUCAGUCACCGCAGAGACAUGGCUCCUCGGCACGCCAAUGUACCAAACAUUGAUUCUUCUAACACCCGAAAAAACGACGUUUGUUUGCAGUGGCAAAAAAGCUGAUAUGUUGGAUGGUCUCAAGAAAGCUGAAAAGCAGAUAACGCUCGAUAUCAUUCGACGAUCGAAGGAUACUAAAGAAAAUAUUGCACUUUACAAGCCAUUGAUCGACGAACUGGCAGGCAAACGUGUCGGCGUCGUUGAAAAAGACAAGUUCACUGGUAAAAAUGUGGACGAAUGGAAAAAGGCUUUUGAAUCUUCGGGCAAGUCGUUCGAAAAUGUCGAUAUCACAGCAGCUUUGUCAGCUUGUUUCGCUGUUAAGGAUGAGGAUGAAAUCAAAACAAUGCGAAUUGCUUCUCGACUCAGUGUCAAUGUGAUGAAGAACUACUUUAUCGACGAAAUGUCUACGGUUGUUGACGAAGAACGACAAGUGACUCACGAGAAGCUCUCGGAGCAAACAGAAGCCAUUCUCGACGAUCCCAAGCUGAUCAAAAAGUUGCGCUUGCCACCUGAGGCUGACAACAAGGACGAUGUUGAUUGGUGCUACAGUCCUAUUGUACAGAGUGGCGGUGAAUAUGAUUUGAAAUCAUCUGCCAUGUCCAACGGGAGUAACCUUCACGCCGGUGUCAUCAUGUGCUCCUUGGGCAUUCGAUACAAAUACUACUGCUCCAACAUUGGACGUACGUUCUUGAUUGAUCCUAACAAAACCCAAGAGAAAAACUACGAGUUCUUGCUCGAGCUGCAAAAGAAGAUCAUGGAAAACAUUCGUGAGGGCGUCAAGAUCCGUGACGUGUACACCAGCGCAAUGGACCAUAUCAAGGCCAAGAGACCGGAUCUGGAAAAACAUUUCACUCGUUCGAUCGGUUUCGGUAUGGGUAUCGAGUUCCGUGAGGCAAGCUACGUGCUUCAUGCCAAGAAUGUCCGCGAGCUGCGCAACGGAAUGGUAUUGAACUUGUCCGUCGGCUUUGCUGAUCUUGAAAACCCCAAGCCUGCAGAUAAGCGCAGCAAGUCCUACUCGCUGUUGCUGAUUGAUACGGUUCGUGUCUCGCCCGAUGCACCACCUGUGGUGUUAACUGAAGGCUGCAGCAAAAACUUGAACGAGAUAUCGUACUUUUUCAAGGCCGAAGGUAGCGAGUCGGAUGUUCAGGAAAAGAAGAAGCCAGUGAAGCCUGCCAAGAAGGAAACGACUUCCAAAUCAGCCGUCUUGCGCAGCAAGUUCCGCAGUGAAGAUCAGGAUGAAGAAUCGCGUGAGCAGAAACGCAAGGAGCAUCAAAAGGAGCUGUUUGCCAAGAAACUGGCAGAAGGCCUAGCCAAGUUUGGAGAUGGAUCGAACAAUGGUGAAGAUGAUAACAAGCCAGUAUUCAAAAAGUUCGAGAGCUAUCGAUCUGAAUCCAAGUUGCCCCUAGUCCGAGAGCAAAAGAUUUAUGUCGACAAGAAGAACGAAACUGUUAUUCUCCCUUUCUAUGGUAUGGCUGUGCCAUUCCAUAUCACCACGUUGAAAAACGCAAGUAAGAGUGAUGAAGGCGAUUUUGUCAUGCUCCGUCUCAACUUUAUUACCCCUAAUCAAGCAGGUGGCAAAAAAGAAGACAUGCCAUUCCAUGAUCCAAGUGCCACGUUCGUUCGAGCAUUGACUUUCCGAAGUGCGGAUACACAUCGCAUGGCACAAAUCUACCGUGAUAUUACCGACCUCAAGAAGGAUGCUGCCAAGAAAGAAGCACAGCGGAAGGAGAUGGCCGAUGUGGUUGAACAGGAUAACCUUGCUGUUGUCAAAGGCCGUCGCCCACACCGGCUCCCUGACGUUUAUGUGCGUCCACAACUUGAUGGCAAGCGUUUACCUGGUGAACUUGAAAUUCACCAAAAUGGUAUUCGAUACCAAUCCAUCAAAUCCGAUAAUUCGUUCAAUGUACUGUUUAGCAACGUGAAGCACUUGUUCUUCCAACCAUGCGAUAACGAACUGUUGGUCCUGAUACACGUACAUUUCAAAAACCCAGUACUGAUUGGCAAAAAGAAAACCAAAGACGUUCAAUUUUACCGUGAAGCAUCCGAUAUACAGUUUGAUGAAACUGGCAACAAGCGAAGGAGACACAUUUAUGGCGAUGAAGAUGAGUUAGAAUCUGAACAAGAAGAACGACGACGACGAGCAAACCUCAACCGUGAAUUCAAAACCUUUGCUGAAAAGAUUGCAGAUGCUAGCGAAGGCCGUAUUGAAGUGGAUGUUCCGUUCCGAGAGUUGGGCUUCACUGGUGUACCAUUCCGAUCGAACGUCCUCUUGCAACCCACCACAGACUGUCUUGUGCACCUGUCGGAUCCACCCUUCCUUAUUGUCACCAUCAGUGAAAUCGAAAUUGCUCACUUGGAACGUGUACAAUUCGGUCUCAAGAACUUUGAUAUGGUGUUUGUCUUUAAAGAUUUGCGCCGUCCUCCUAUACAGAUCAAUACCGUCCCUAUGUCACAGCUCGAUAAUGUCAAGGACUGGUUAGACUCGGUUGAAGUAGCAUUCACAGAAGGCCCUGUCAACCUCAACUGGAGCAUGAUCCUAAAGACUGUUCUAGCCGAUCCCGCAGACUUUUACAAAAAUGGUGGUUGGGGCUUCCUGACAAGCGGCAGUGAUGAGGAAGGAGAAGGAGACGAGUCCGAAUCUGGAAGUGAAUUUGAAAUGAGCGCAAGUGAUUUCGAAGAAAGCGCAAGUGACGAUGAAAGUGAUUUCGCGUCGGAAGCUUCUGACGAUUCAAUGGAAGAAGAAGACUUGAGCGAUUCUGGCGAUGACUGGGACGAGCUUGAAGAAAAGGCACGAAAAGCCGACGAGCGUAAACUAAAGAGAAAUGGCGACGAGCCACCUGCCGCGCCGUCUUCACGCAAGAAGCUAAAAAGACGUUAAAAUUGCUGCUUUCUUCUUUGCCCCAUCCGCUUCCUAUAUGCAUAUAUAACCCUCUUUUUACACCACAACCAUCCCACCCUUUUUUUUCAAGAAAAUAUCAAAAAGUGUCGAAUAUAUCGG